This is a messenger RNA of Lepus europaeus (European hare), 420 nucleotides long. RefSeq names its product galectin-10-like. Lineage: Eukaryota; Metazoa; Chordata; Mammalia; Lagomorpha; Leporidae. Bases 1 to 420 code for a protein of 139 amino acids. The record is from RefSeq and is a predicted model, not a curated record. Gene Ontology annotation, molecular function: carbohydrate binding. The transcript has 4 exons.
AUGACAGAGCAACAGCAGGUCCCAUACACACGGAAUGUGUCCUUGUGUAUUGGUUCUUCAGUGACAAUCAGAGGGACACCUGCCAACUCUUUCAGGAAGGACCCACAGUUGCAGGUGGAUUUCCACACUGGCACUAAUGAGAGGUCUGACAUUGCCUUCCAUUUACGAGUGUACUUUGGCCACUGUGUGGUCAUGAACAGCCUUCGGUGUGGGGGCUGGGACUGUGAGGUGAAAUCCUCCCACAUGCCUUUCAUGGAGUGCAAACAGUUUGAACUGCGCAUCUUGGUGCUACACAAUGAGUACCAGGUGAUGAUCAACGGCCAGCACUGUUACAGCUUUGCCCACCGAGUCCACCCCGGGUCUGUGAGGAUGAUGCAGGUGUGGAGAGAUGUCUACCUGACCUCAGUGGACGUCUGCUAG